AUGAAUUCAUUUUUAUCUGGUUUUUCUUCAUCGAAUACAAAUGUCUUUGAUAGUUGUCCAUCAUCAUCAAAUUUUACUCAAUUUGUACAUGAUGCUCAAUCAUUUCUUCUUCUUCUUUCACAUAUUGAAGAAAUUAGUUGGUCAUCAAUACGACUUUCUUCUUCAUCGGAUGGUUCAAUUCUUACACUUCAUCAUACAUAUAUUGAUUUAGGAGAUCGUUCACAUGAUUUAUAUAUUGAUAUACCACAACGAUGGCCAAAUGAACGACCACGUUGUCGUACUAAUCUUCCAGUUGAAUUUAAUAUUGAAAUAUGGUGUCCAAAAACCAGUCGUCUUAUUGAAAUAAUCACAAAUUUCCAUUCAGUUGUUAAUAGUUUACAAUCAUUUUGGACUCAAUUAAAUGAAUUAGAACGAGAUGCUAUUGUCUUAGAUGAAAAACCUAUUUCAUAUGCUUCAACAACAAGACGACUAAAAAUUAAUGAUAAUGUACAUGUACAAAUUCAGAUUGAUCCAUAUAAUCCUUGUGCAUUUCCAUCAAUCACUUUUCAUGGUCCACCAAUGCUUGUUCGAUCAUUUGAUGAACGUCUUGAACAAAAUCGUAAUCAUUGGAAUGAUGCACAUUCAAAUAUAAUAUUAAAUCUUGAACAUAUACUUGAUAUAACAUUUCCAAGCAAUAUUUUUUUAAAAUCAAAAUCUCAAACUAAAGAUGAUCAACAACAAGAAUGUGGAAUAUGUUAUGAAUCAACGAUUGAUAUGAAUGAAACAGUUAUUUAUUGCGAAACAACAAAUUGUUUUAAACAAUAUCAUGAAAAAUGUUGGAAAAUUUGGUUAAGAAAAAAAGUUCCACAAAGAGGUGGUUGUGAUGUUUUAGAUAUUGUUGUUGAUGAACGAAUGAACACAACAACAGCAAGUGGACCGUGUCUUUUUUGUAAAAAAAAUAUAAUUGUUAAUUAA
Molecule: messenger RNA, 954 nt
Organism: Rotaria sordida
Lineage: Eukaryota; Metazoa; Rotifera; Eurotatoria; Philodinida; Philodinidae
Source: the annotation of a GenBank genome assembly